UUGAGGGAGAAGCUGCGAGUGGGAAAGUAGGAGGAGCGCUGAGUGUGUGUGUGUAUUAUUAGAAUAGCGACACACACACUUGUGCUACACUGCAAGCAUGGCUGGCGACAGUGAAACGCAUCUUAAGGGCAGAGCAGAAAACGAGCACAACAUCCGACAGCCGUUCCUGAUCGGUGUGGCUGGAGGCACCGCCAGCGGAAAGUCUUCAGUAUGUGAGAAGAUCAUGGAGCUGCUGGGCCAGAAUAAGAUUGACCGUCACCAGCGGCAGGUGGUCAUCCUCAGUCAAGACAGCUUUUACAAGGAGCUCACACCUGAACAGAAAGCCAAAGCACUCAAGGGCCAGUUCAACUUCGAUCACCCAGAUGCUUUCGACAACGAGCUGGUGAUGAAGACUCUGCGUGACAUCAUUCAGGGGCAGACCGUGCACAUCCCAGUUUAUGACUUUGUUACACAUUCCAGGAAGGCUGAGUUUGUGACCGUAUAUCCAGCAGAUGUGGUCCUCUUUGAGGGGAUUCUCAUGUUCUACUCGCAAGAGAUUCGAGAUCUGUUCCAAAUGAAGCUGUUUGUGGACACGGACCCAGACACGCGGCUCUCGCGAAGAGUGUUGCGGGACAUCAGCGAGAGAGGCAGAGUGCUGGAGCAGGUUCUGAACCAGUACAUCACCUUUGUGAAGCCAGCCUUUGAGGAGUUCUGUCUUCCUACCAAAAAGUAUGCAGACGUCAUCAUCCCGAGAGGAGCAGACAAUCUCGUGGCUAUUAAUCUGAUUGUGCAGCAUAUUCAGGAUAUCCUGAACGGAGGAUUCACCAAACGACAGAACGGUUUUCAGAACGGCCACGGGACCCCCAGACAGAGACGGCCGUCUGAGUCGAGUCGACCUCACUGACCUCACUGUGACCUUCCCUCAGUCGAGGAGAGGGCAGAACUGAAUGCUAACAGUGUGCAUCCCAUUCAUCCAAUGACAGUGAAGGGAUACAUGAGCUGAAAUGCCUUUGUUAUUAUCACUAUUAUUUGCAUUUGAAAUGUUGUUGUUGUGGAUAAUUGUUUGCUGUUACAGGGUUUUGAAAGUGUUAUAUGUUUUUAUUUUUUUGGAAGGUUUGAUUGCACGCUCAGCCUGUCCUGUCAGCGUGUCGAUCUGCUUUCUUAGCUACUCAGAAAAUAAAUGAAUAGUUUGGAAA
Messenger RNA from Carassius gibelio (silver crucian carp), 1175 nucleotides. RefSeq names its product uridine-cytidine kinase 2b (gene uck2b). Gene Ontology annotation, molecular function: ATP binding; kinase activity. Gene Ontology annotation, cellular component: cytoplasm; cytosol. NCBI's taxonomy places the organism in Eukaryota, Metazoa, Chordata, Actinopteri, Cypriniformes, Cyprinidae. The transcript is spliced from 7 exons. The record is from RefSeq and is a predicted model, not a curated record. Bases 98 to 883 code for a protein of 261 amino acids.